Acanthocheilonema viteae is the source of this 657-nucleotide messenger RNA. NCBI's taxonomy places the organism in Eukaryota, Metazoa, Nematoda, Chromadorea, Rhabditida, Onchocercidae. The record is from the annotation of a GenBank genome assembly.
AUGAAACAUGCUCGAAGAAGUGCAUUUCUGGACGAUGUUGGCUUCUCACAACGACCAGCUGUUAACGAACGGAAAAGACUUUCAAAACGUGUUUCACAAGUUGUAAUCGCAGCACGAUGUACAGAUCCACUAUUAUGGAUUUUUAGCUCAUUUCUUGGACUUUUUGUUAGCGCUCUACAAUCAAUACCAUUAGCAACAAAUGGAUGGAUUUAUGUUACUGAACCGCGACCAUACAAUAAAACAAACGAAAACGGAGAUUUGAUGGACACUAUAUUUCUUUACAAUGCAGGUUAUUUUGUAAUAUGUCGUGAGCAUAAAGAAGAAGCUGCUGAAGAUAUUCGAUCAUACUUAUCAAAUGAAGAAGCAGCAUAUCAGUGUUACUGGAAUCCAAUCCUUACUGGUAAAGAUCUAACAGAAUUUAGUUCUGCAACUCUCGCUAUUGAAGGACGUCUUGCACUGCCUACCUCAAUGCAUAUUAUUGGUGUCAUCAUCUGUUAUAUGGCAUUUUAUUUUGGUCUCAUUGGUCAUAUAAAACGUAGCUCAAAAACACUUCUUGCAGCAAUAAUGUAUAUUUUUGGAGGUCUUGUCGUCCUCAUUGGUGUUCUACAGUUCGUUUGCAUUGUUGACGAUGAGUUGGCUCCACGAAUGAAACCAAAU